GUUAUUUCAAUACAAGGCUACAAAUCAGAAGAGGGGGAAGGAGUUGAAGAAAUUAAAAUUUAACCGCCAUAAAGGAAAACUGCAUUGCCAAUCCAGUGGAAUUACUAUGUGAAGUAAAAUGACUAAGAGAAAUUUCGCCGUAGUUUUGUAUGUUUUAAGUCUUGUUUCGUAUGGUCUAGAAGUGGUGAAAUCAGAAGAUUCUUUUGGUCAGUUCACAAGGAAGCCUCCAGAUGUAUUGAAAGUAGAGAUUGGUAGAGAAGCAACCUUUAUCUGGCAGUACUCGCCACCAUCUGGGACAACACUGACCCUAGAAAGAUGGUGCAAAGUAGAUAGCGUCCGUCAGCAAUGUACUAACAAUAUACUAAUGACAAAGGGUGCUACAAAUGCAGCCCCAGUUGUUGCUUCCUCUAAUACUGAGUAUGGUUCAAGAACAACUGGUAUAGCACCAUCCACAAUGAAAAUACGUGACAUUAAGUUGUCAGAUGAUGGAGUUUUUGAAUUUUCUGUGUCCUUCCUAAAUGGUUUGACAUGGUAUGAUAGAGUUCGACUAAUGGUAUUAGUCAAACCUGUGAUCACAUUGAAGACCAAUGGAAACAGAGUCGUGAAGGAAGGUGAAAAACUGAAGUUUGAAUGUGGCGUUGGACAAGGCAACCCAAAACCGUUCACUAUUGAAUGGUGGCAUAACAACAUAAAACUUACCUCAACCCAGAGCAACUUCGAGGCACCUCUGAUUUUUAACAGCACACUUCGAAAAGAUAAAGGGCUUUACAAAUGUUAUGCAAAGAAUGAUGCUGGUUUUGAUAGCUACGAAAUAAGUCUUGAUGUUGUGUACCCCCCGGAAAAUGUUUACAUAAUACCUUCUUCAAACGGAGUCGUAAGAGUUCGUGAAGGAGGCAACGUUACUCUCAAUUGUCAUGCGGACGGGACACCAAAACCAACAUUCACCUGGACGCGAAUACGGCAGUUUUAUCGGGAAAAGCUGAGAGAGAAAUCAGAAAUAUCGACGUUGUCUUUUGAACGUGUUGACAAGGAUCGUGCCGACAAGUAUGAAUGCGAGGCAGUCAAUAUUCACGGGAGGACGCCGGCCAGUGUAAUCUUGGAUGUUCAAUAUCGCCCAGAGAGAAUGAACUUCAGCAUCAACAACCACAAUACUUCUAUAGUACAUGCAAUGGUUGGGUCACGUGUGAACAUGACGUGCAUUGCUUUGAGUAACCCAGGCGCCCAGUUCAGCAUUGGUUUUCAAGGAUCGCCUACACCCAAAGUAAUGACACAGUUUUACUUGAUUGAGUCCGCCAGCAUAACAGAUAGUGGCAUUUACGAGUGUGUCGCUACAAAUGGAAUCGGAGAACCGGUUCGGAAAUUAGCUCAGCUUGUUGUUGUUGUUGCGCCAUCAGCAAUAAAUAUAAUCGGAAGCCCACAAAACCGACUCCUAAAUGCAGGCACAGAUUUGACGCUUAGUUGUGAGAUGAAAGGCAUUCCCCGGCCACAUAUCUACUGGACACUAAACAGAGCCCUUGUCCAGUACGAUCAUAUACGUCGCCAAGUAAAUGGAACGAAACUUAAUAUUGCUGGCGAAGAAAUUCACUAUUCGAGAAUUGAAUUCAAGCCCCUUAGAAGAUUUGAUGAUGGUGAAUACACUUGCUUUGGGCAGAAUUUCGGUGGGGUGGUGGAGCGAAAGUACAUCCUGGAGGUCAACUAUGCACCGUACAUUGUCAUAUUUCCCAAGAACGUAUCAGUAUUAGAGUUCCAGCCUGCAGAGUUGUCCUGCCAAGCUAUUGGGAAGCCACCACUGUCAGCCUACCUCUGGAAGCAGAAUGGUAUUGUCAAGACAACUGAAGCUACCGAACGGAUAUACUUUAUGCAAGCAAGUCGCACUGACGCCGGACGGUAUUCAUGCGCCGGUAUAAACUCUGUUGGUGCGGGACCAGAAGCGGUUGCAUUUCUUACUGUAAUGUAUAAACCAGAAAUUACGAUAACUCCACCUCUUACCCAAACCGUGAACGCGUCUGUCAACAUCAGAUUUCAAUGCAAUGCCACGGGUGUACCGAAGCCGAGGAUUCUUUGGACGAAAGAUGGCAUAUCAGAUUCGACAAUUCUUCACGAAGGCGAGAUCUUAAUGCUUCGUAAUGUAGGCUACAAGGAGAAGGGGACAUAUUACUGCACUGCCUCAAAUAAGAUUGGGAAUACGACUGUCAAGUCAAUUUUGAUCAUUAAUCAUGCACCCGUUAUAACAACUAAGGACCCUUCAGCCACCAGGGUGGGAGCAGAUGUUGGCGUUGGCGCCCCAGACGUGUCCUUAGUAUGCAGUGUCGACGCUUACCCCCCUGCCAUGAUCACGUGGGAGAGGAGAGGAGCCCGCAUCGAAAGCACAGACAAGUAUACUGUCAAAGUGAGCGGGGGUACAAGCACAUUGGAAGUAAAAAUGUCGUCUGAGGCACAGCUCGGCAGGUACCAAUGCAAUGCUGUUAACAAACUAGGACGGGUGUCCCAAGACUAUGAAAUCCGUGUCAAAAGUGUCCCGGAUCCCCCUGUAUAUGGCAGCCUGAUGGCCACAGAUGCUUUGGAGGAAACAGACCCCCCGACAUCCAAUGUUAGGCUUACGUGGACUCCAGGCUUUAACGGGGGCUUUGCCGUCACCUUUCAGUUAUAUUACAGGGUUCAAGGGGAGAGCUCGUUUCAACAGAUAAACAUCGGAUCAAGUCCUAACAACGUCUUCUAUUUAAGAGGGCUGAAAACAGAGACUGCGUACGAGUUUACGAUAAAAGCAAUCAACGAGAAAGGCCCGAGUAGCGAGUACAGGCCAUAUCUAACUUACAAAACAAAGGUUGCUCCGGCAAAGAGAGGCUCAGCGUCUGUAAGGCGUUACGGCACAUCAGGAACACAGGCUGAAGUGAGUUGGACGAUUAACGAUUAUUCGCAAGCAAAAAGCAUCAUUGUACGAUACAAGCGGGUUAUUGACAGCGGCUGGCGGACAAAAACUACCGACAACAUAAAUGGUACAUUGAUCAUAUCGUCGUUAGAUGGCGAGCAAAGCUACGAAUUUCAAGUUUUCAUUGUUUACAAAGAUGGAUCUAGGGGCAUGCCAGUCAGUGCAGGGCAGAUCUCGCCUGCUGGUGUGACGUCAGGUGGGAGAACGGGACUGAAGAAACAAGAUAUCAUUGCAAUUGUCAUCGGAGUUGGAGGCUUCCUCUUGAUUCUGAUUGUCGUUUGCACUCUCGUCCUGUUGAAAAACAAGAAAAAACGGGGUCUGGAUGGACACUUUGAGAUGAAAACUAACAGCACAGGACGCGGUAAAGGUGGGAAUAUCGGCUAUGCAACUGGCGGCUCUGAUGUUGUGAGGGCCGCGGGGCUUCAUGAUUACAGCAAUGAUUUUGAUGAUGACCCAGGUGCUGACGAGCCGCUGACGCAGAAGGGAGCACGCAAAGACUCACCGCCUUCAUAUGACGGCCACUUUAGCCUAUACGAUGGCACAGAUGUACAAAAUGACUCUUUCAAUAAGCCAGCAGCUAGCAACACACCGGCAUACACUUCAUUCAGUGCAGUUGCUAAUGCUAAGAAGCCCCUCUUGCCUGAUUUAGAGCCUGGUGCCAAAUCUGGCUCUCGAACCUCGUUAACGAAAGGUCGUGGACCCGAAAUAUCAAGGAAAACAAAAAAUCCGUUCGAGAGUUUAGAUUAUAGAGGAGAGAGACGGCCUGCUAAUUCAUUCGAAGAUGACGGAUUGGAUAGAGAGCGUUUGCCGUAUCGCAGCGGUCAGGACAGGGACAGGGGUUACUACAAUACGGAGCCGAAAUCAAAGACCAACCGCGGUAGCAGCUCAGGAGGUCUUUCUACAGAUGACGAUCUUCCUUCUCCACCACCCUUCAUUAGAGAAGCUCUGACAAAUGUCAACUCUGAUAGCGAAAGAGUACCUGGCUCCUUGGGUGAAAGGCUUGGUAAAAACAGGAACUCACGUCCGUCACCACAGCACUCGCCGGCCUCGCAGCGGUCUGGAGUUUCUUCCAGCCAGUACAGAAGCGAUACGGAGUACAUUGAAGACGACGGGGAGGACAACUAUGUCGGGUACCUAGUUUAAAUGGCAGCCAUUAAAGCGAACUCAUUGCAUUUUAAAUUCAUCAUAUGCUUGAAAAGCAGCUGAUCACUGUACCCCUUUGUAGAUGCGGGCAGUUUUAUUUUUACGCGUUGCUGUUGAUAGUUUCAUGGACAUUCAUAUUCAGGUCACACGUCAACACGAGGCUACAUCGGUACGAGUACGGUGUCAUUAGAAAACUGACUAUUACCGACUAUGUUUUCAGUUGGCAAAAACCAACUGAAACCUUUUCAUGACAGCAAAAAUUGCAAAAAAUAGAACGUUAAAGCACUUCGCAAAAUAUUUCACAACUUUCGCUAAAUUUUAGCCAGCGUUAUUAGAUAGAUAAUUCGCUUAAUUCAGUUUUAGAAAUUGUGUAUCGUCUUUAAUUCUUUAGUUUCGCUAGCAGUUUUAAUUUCAUAGUAAAGUCACGUGAUUUUGUUUAUUGAAUGGCUUUUAAAACUUGUUCCAUUAUUAAUAGUGGCCUAGCUUACAAGCGCUCGACUUGCUGUUUAUAGCGAUCGCUUAAACUGUUAAUGAAUGGAUCGAUUUUUAAGCCCGACGUUGUUUUGUAUAAUUCUUUCAUUUUCAUAUGGCAAUCCUUUAUCAGAGGAACUUAAGAAGAAUAAAAGAAGCUGCAGGCUGUCUAUCUUUCUAUAGGCACCUUGUAUUCAAGAAAAAAUUUUAGACCGAAAAAUUAGGUUCUUGAAUGAGAGGCAUCUUCAUAUAAUUUUUAAUUUGGACCAAGGAUUAUCUUCCGUGUUCUGGCAUUUUUGAGCUACAAACACUUCAAAACAUUAAUAAGUUUUACGCCUCAGAGAAAAUAUUGAAUUGAAAUAUUCUAAUAUAAGAUUCUGGCUAGUAUCUCCCCACAUGCAAGGAAUAUAAAAAGACGUUCCCGCAUUCGAUAUCGAACGUUUGGGGAUGCGCUGUUGGGGUCGCAUCAUACUAAACCGCGGCAUUUUAUGAUGGCAUUGUGUGGUAGGGUGGCCAGGUCCUUUCCGCGCCCCUUUUACUUUCCUAGUAUGUUUGUACAGGGUACUCAUUUUCGGCUUACUGAACUGAGGGCCGCCCGCGAGCCAGGAUCGAACCCGGAGCACUAGCAUGGCAGUCGAGCGCCUUAACCGCUCGGCUACCGCGGCACCGCUAGGAAUAUACCCCUUGAAAUAAGAGCCUAUGGCCCUGCAAUUCUUAUAUCCACCUUUAAAAUAAGAAAAAAAGAAAACUCUAUUUUAUAAACUUUCUCCUUAUUAAAUUUUGAGGUCCGAUUUACUCCUUUGGGGGUCAUCCAAGUCCCACAGUGGCUGUCUCUUAUUCGUUUAUCUAACAAAUAAAGCACCAGAAGUCCGUGCAGCAAAGCCCCAAGGACCGGAUACAGCCCCAUAAGAAGGAUAUGUUCCUCUUGAGAAUCCUAGAUAUCUAACAACUACGGUUCGCUUGGGAUGUAUGAGUUUGUGGAGCGGCAAUCCAUGGGUUUGUGGAGCGGCAUUCGAAGACCGUUUAUCAAAGUAGUUUUGUUUAUACUUUUACCUGAAAAUGUACUUAAUGCAAAGAAUAUUUGUUUCCAUCGUCUAUCGGUUAAGAAAAGCGUCAACUUUUAAUUGUAUGAACUUUGCACUUGUUUUAUAGUCAAUCAUAACAUUUUGCUGGGACCGGCCAGUGGCUGUAUCAAUUGACGCUUUCGUUAAGGAAAGUUUUGGGCAUUUAGCGACAAUAUUCCUAUUUUGUUAGUGAGCUUGCCUUCGUGAUAGGUGAAGCACAUAAUGACAUUUAAAUAGUUUAAAGCAAAAUUUUAGCGAUAGAUUUUAAUUGGGUUGCUUGUUGGUUUUACAGUUGUGAGAGAGGGCGGUUAAUUUGAAAUCAUUCAUUUCAAUGCGGUACGCCCCUGUAGCAAUGGCAAUUGGAAGCGAAAAUCGACCAGACACAAAGUUGAAUUUUGUUAGAUAUUUUGCAGACAAUUGCCUCCCUGACUUGAGCCUCGUGCUAAAAAAAGACACACGUCUAGUGUAGGAUUUUAACGUGACUUUUUCCGCUACUUUUUCAUAACUGGCUCCUCCGCUCAUCUGUCAUUAACUAGCAGCUCUUUCAUCCCCGUAUUAGCAGCCACUACACAGAAGGACAAAUUGACGAUGGCUUGGUUGGGGCCUAAUGCCUUCAACAUAUUCUGCAGUUAACGUAAUUUUUAGAAAUUUGGUUCUUUAUAGUUUUUUUUUUCAGUUAAUUUUCGUUCGUAGGAUUGAUUUCGUGAAUCGAUAAUAGUAGUUUGUACGUUUUCGAUUUAUUGUAUGAUACUUAUUUAUGAACUUUUCUCAUAUAGAUGAUCUUGGUUUCC
Rhopilema esculentum is the source of this 6398-nucleotide messenger RNA. RefSeq names its product hemicentin-1. The record is from RefSeq and is a predicted model, not a curated record. Gene Ontology annotation, molecular function: protein binding. NCBI's taxonomy places the organism in Eukaryota, Metazoa, Cnidaria, Scyphozoa, Rhizostomeae, Rhizostomatidae.